Messenger RNA from Schistosoma guineensis, 2278 nucleotides. The record is from the annotation of a GenBank genome assembly. Lineage: Eukaryota; Metazoa; Platyhelminthes; Trematoda; Strigeidida; Schistosomatidae.
CUUCGUAUUCCGCCAGAUGAUUUGUAUACUGUACUAUGGGCCAAUUUCUUGAAAUAUACAAUCAUUUUUAAUUCAUUAUCCCUUGUAGAUAGUUCUUUAUUGGGAGGUUAAGAUUUCAUCAUGAUCAAUUUUGUAAACAACUCAUUUCUAAAUAUUUUCGAAUAACAUAUAGGGCAGUUCAUUAAUGCAUUUGUUGAUUAUGUAUUUAAAACAAUAUAAAGAAUAAUUAUAAUUACAAUGAAUGCAUUCCCGUAUUUUUUGUUUUGUUUUUAGAAACAUUUAAUAGAAAAGGAUUAAGAUGGAAAGUUAUUCAGAAGAUGAAAGAAAUUUUCAAACUCCUGAAUAUCUAAAACCCAAAUUUAAUGGUUUAGAAGGAAAAUACAUUCAUUCUACACCAUUAUCUCAAUCUAAUCCUUAUCCAGUAUUUCAUUCAAUGUUAUCAGGUUUUACAGGAUAUAAAGAUAUAUUAACAGAUGAAAAAACAACACCUCUUUAUAUACCAUUAUCAGAUGAAGGAUAUUCAUCAGUUGGAUCUGGUUCAACUCCAACUGGUUUCUCAAAUAAUUUACCGACAUCUGAAUUAAUAAAUCAAUAUAAAGAUUAUGGAUCUGUUGAAUGUAUUCAUAAUUCUAUUAAUCAAAAAGAAAAACUAGAAAUUGUUGCAUUGGAAUUGUUAAAUCAAGCUCGUCUAAUUCCAAAUUAUUCUUGUCAUAGACAUUUACAUAAUAGAAAUAAUUUAGGAAUAAAUGAAGUGAAUGAUAAAUCACAAUUAUCAUAUUAUAAAGAAUUGAAUGAUAAAUAUCAUUCAUUAUUACAAUCUAAUAUAAAAUAUGGAAAUUAUAAUUAUCCAUCUAUGAUUAAUCAAAAUAAUGAAUGUAUUAAUUUAAGUCAACAAGAUUUAAAUUGUACAAAAUUAUUAUCUUCAAUUAAUAUAAACAAUUUACAAUAUCAAAAUAAUAAACAAUCUUUCAAUGAUCAAUUGAAUUAUUCAAAACUAUUUGAAAAGAUUAAUAAAACUAUUAAAAAUGAUAAUAAUAUAGAUACUGAUCAAUCAAUUGAAAGUCGUAAUCAAAUAUGUAAUCAAAUUCUGAAUCAAGUUCGUCGUGAAAUGAUUCGACUUAUUGAUAAUAGUAUGCAUCAAUUAGAAAUAUAUUUACAAAAUUAUCAUUAUAAAGAUUGGUAUAAUUCAUCAACAAUAUUAAAUUAUUGUAAUUCAAUGAAAUCUGUACAAUUAGAUGGUGUACAAGAUUGUAAUGUGACACCACUUAAUUUAAAAUUUACAAAAAAUAAUAAUGAUAUAGGAUUGGAAAAUAUUAACAAUAAUCAAUCUAAUCAGAAUAAAUCAAAUGAAGUAGAGUUUAUUCCAAAUGAUAUUGUAUCAUCUGAACAAAAAUCUGCUAAUUCAAAGUGUACAAUCAUAACAUCAAAAGAAUCAUCCACUUAUUCAACAAGAAUAAAACCAUUACGUUAUACUACUACUACUACUACUAAUAAUAAUAAUAACAAUAAUAAUAAUAAUAAUAAAACACGUCGAUUAAGAAUUCAUCAAUUUAAUAGUCAAUUAUUUGUUGAUAGAAAUCAAACAAGAAAAUUAAAUAAAUUAUCACCAAGUUGUAAUAAACGUCGGUUAAAUAAUGAUAUAGAAGAAUUUCCAAAUAAAAUUCCUCAUUUAGAUGAAUCAUUAGAUUUAAGAAUGCAUCAAAAUGACCACGAAGACAAUAAUGAUAAUAAUAAAACAGAUCAAAUUAUUUCAUCACAUAAUCAUUCAAGUAAUUGUUCUCAGACACGUUUGAAAAGAUCAUUAAUUAAUAGUCAAACUAAAACAGCAACAUUGAGUGCAGCUCAUUUGAAAAAGGCUAAAAUGAUGUUCAUGUAUUCCCGUUACCCAACAUCAAGUCUAUUGAAGUCAUAUUUUCCAGAAGUUUGUUUUAAUCGUGGAUCUACUGCACAGUUGGUAAAAUGGUUUAGUAACUUCCGAGAGUUUUUUUACAUACAGAUCGAAAAAUUUGUUCGUCAACAAAAAGCAAACGGUUUAAAGAAAGCAGAUGAUAUUAGACUAUCACGUGAACAUGAAUUAAUACGUAGCAUGGAAAUACAUUUUAAUAAAGGUGACGAAAUUGAAACUCCGAAAGAAUUUCUUGAAGCUAUUCAAAUUACAGUAUGGGAAUUCGCUGAUGCAAUUUUAAAUGAACGUGAUGUUAAUUCAUCAUGGAAAAAAACUAUUUAUAAAAAGAUUUCUAUAUUAGAUAUACAAUUUCCAGAAUUUUUUAAAUGUUAA